GGCCAGAGAUGCAAAACCUAAUUUGGCUCUUGGGAACCCUUUCGGUUCGACGGUCUUUCUUCCUCUCGUCGCAUUUUUCUUCCCCAGCGUAGCCCCGCCGGCCGCUUCUCCUCUUCUUCUCUGGUCGUCCCGUAUGGCGACUGCGUUUGGCGAUCCGCGACCGGCGAUCCGCGAACCCCGACGUUGAAAGCAAGGAGGCCCCCCGUGUCCGCCGCUCCGCCGCUCGUUUAUUUUUCUUCUCUGGCUACUAGCGCUCGCUGCGCCGAUCCCUGCGUUGCGCCGCUCCUAUUGCCUGAGAUCCUUCCUCGUUUGAGGUGAGGUCUGGGUUUGGUCAAGGACGCUGCUGCUCGCCAAGUUCUCUCCUCAGUCGCGCCGCUGCUCGACCUGCUUAAGAACGCGCGGGCUUGCUCGAGUCUCCCUCUUCUGCUGGUUGCUGCUCAAGAAGACAAAGAACGCGUCGACCUUCUCAAUAACGCGAGUUCAAACUCAAGAGCGGAGAAGCCAGAAGAGGUUACUCUGUCUCAACUUCAGUCGCCCCAUUUCGUUCAUUUCUUAGAACCACCAACUACCCAGGAAUAUUUUGGUGGAACUUCUCUUAUUCUCAGAGUGAUCUCCAGGUACUCGACAGCAUCAGAAGAAGCAUCUACUAGUAUUCCUGCACCUGCAGCAGAUGAUGACGUGGUCUCCUUUGUUCGAUCCAUUGCCGAUGAGCAUGAAGGCCCAAAUCAUGUUUGGUUAAAUGUAUAUGAAGGAGAUAAACCCUUCUUGAAGAGAAAUGGGACAUUUUUAAUCCUCGCUGGACAGUUCUUCCAGGAUUCUGAAAUAAUUGCCAUGCUUGAAAAAGUGAAGUUGCUUCAGCAGAGAUUCUCCGAACUUUGUGUUUUGGGCCUUCAUACCGGGAGUUCUGCUAGCUUCGCUGCUGAUCGAGAUCAUGUUAUUGACUUGAUAAUGAAAGAAUACAUCACCUUCCCCAUUCUGUUGUCAAACAAGAACUUCGCAGAGAUGGAAAACGGAGCCUGCUACAUUAUGUUCAGAGACUCCGAGAAUCCUCUAGUUCAGCAUGAAAAGGAUCUGGAUAUUGGAACACUUUAUGCAGUGGUAGAGGAGAUGCAAGUACUACAAAAACAGAAUCCUGGUGAUGGAAACUCCAGUAUGGCUUGUUUGAAAAGCACUUGGACAAAACUAGCUGAUGCUGUGAAGGAACCAUACACUGUUUCACCUAUUCAAAACUUGCUUCUCUAUUUCCCAGGCUGUAUAUCUGCAGAUAUAAGUGGCAGUCGGCUAUUCUUUUCUGACUCCAAUCAUCACCGUAUCAUCAUUUCUGAUGGUAAUGGAAGUAUUCUUGACUGUAUUGGUUCUUCUCCAGGUUUUGAGGAUGGAGACUUUGAGUGUGCCAAGCUAUUGCGCCCUGGAGCUUCCUUUUAUGAUGACACUGAGGAUUGUCUGUAUUUCGUAGACUUAGAGAACCAUGCAGUCAGGAGAGCUGACUUGGAGAGACGGGUUCUAGAGACGUUAUAUCCUUCUUCUAGUGCUACUGUAGAAAAGGAAAGUCUAUGGACAAAGAUCGCAAGUAAACUGGGCUUUGGAAUCGCUGCUGUUGAAGCUAAAUCCGAAGAGUUUGAUCCCCAGUCUUUAGUGUUUCCUUGGCAUCUAUUGAAGUCAGAAGAGGAGGAUCACUGCUUAAUCAUUAACCGGAGCUUUGAGACACUAUGGGUAAUGAAUCUGACCACUGGAGAGAUAAAAGAUGUUAUCAAAGGAUUCCAAAAGAUUCGAGAUACCUGUGGAAAUUUGAUCACAGAUAAAUUAUCUCUCUUGAAGGAAAUGCCAAGUGAUUGGUUGGAACAGCAGGCUGGUACUUACUUGUCAAGUAAAGAUACCUUGUAUGCUACCCUCAUAUCAUCACUUACAGCUUUCAACGGCCACGUGUUUGCUUGUGAUACAACUGCACAGAAGGUGGUGAAAAUGAAUAGAGAAACUAGAGCCUGCUCCAUGUUUCAGUUGGUGAAUUACAGGAUCCUUGGACUACCCUACUGGUGCUCCUUCCCACUGGAGAGGAUAUAUUCCCUUUCUCCAACUCAUGAGUUGUGGACUGAUCAUCUUCAACACUUCAACCAAUUGCCAGGCAGGACAGACAUAGAUAUAAAGGUCGACAUUCCAAUAGAUACUGAACUGGUCGAACCAUUGCAUGAGGGAUGUAUCUGGCGUCAGGCAAGAGGAGCUGCUACUGAAGUCUCAGGAACAAAUGCUGAACUGGAAUCUUCGGAAAAGGUUGGUGUUGCCCAGAAGUGGUAUGAUGAACUCGAUAAUCUGGCAUUUUCAUCGGCUGCUGAAUCAGAGACAAUUGUGGAAGAUGAUGAUAGCACAACUGCAGACACUAGGAAUUUUGAGGACGACAAAGUUCGGAUUCAUUGUGCAGUUAAUACGAGCCCUGGCUUGAGUGAGGUGAUCAUAUAUGCACCACUGUAUCUGAGACUCAGAAGAGAUGCGAAUGUAGACGAAGAAGAUAACCAGGAUAAACAUGCAGCGAGGAUAGCUGAUAUCCUAAAAUGGGGUAGUCACGGCUUAACCACAAGAGAUUCAUGCAUUCAGCUCUUGUCUAGAUCAGGAAAGGAUUUGAGAGACCUCGUCUUUGUGAAACCACUGCAUGUCAGAAUAAGAAUAGAAUGCCCUAAUCACCCUAAGGCACCCGAUAACACGAAAGAUAUCAUAUUGACCAAUUCCACUGUUGGUGUCCAUGUCUCACUUUGAGCAAGUAAAAGAACCAUGAGGGCCAAUUGAUUCAUAACUCUCAGUUUUGCUGAUGUUGGUAUAGUUGAGAAUCUGGAUCUCCAGUUCUCUGGAUAGCUUAUUCAAGGAUCCAUUGUCUUAUUGAUUGAUCUUUUGAAGCUUCAAAGGAAGCUCUCAGUUUUGGUGAUAUUCGUAUUGUCAAUCAAUUAC
Messenger RNA from Linum tenue, 2937 nucleotides. The record is from the annotation of a GenBank genome assembly. NCBI's taxonomy places the organism in Eukaryota, Viridiplantae, Streptophyta, Magnoliopsida, Malpighiales, Linaceae.